AUGACUUCUUUAACGCCGACCAAGGCUUGCGUGCCGUGUCGUCUCCGCAAGACCAAGUGCGACGCCGUGACGGCCGGCAUCCCGUGCGGGGGCUGUGUAAGUCGCAACUGCGCGGACAAGUGCACGAUUGUGACGCGGAAGCGGCGGAGAAGGCCGGGUGAGACCGUGGAUGGCACCGGUGCCGCCGCGUCGACGGUGGUGCUGUCUCGGCAACGUCUCAACACGACCACGGACACACCCCAAGCGCAGCCGCCGCCGCCGCCGCCGCCGCCGCCGCCGCCACCGCCGCCUACCGCGUCGCUUGCCUGGUCUCACAGCCCCGAGGGCUCGUCCCGACAGGCCGGAGCAGCAGCUGCAGCAGCAGCUGCAGCAGCCUCGGAUAAGCGCCCGCCGCAGUCGCAGCUUCACUACUUUCACAUCCUAAAGGAGGCCGUCGAUGACGGCGCGCUCGACGAGAAAGACGACAAGACCGGCACGCCGUUCGACCCAGAUGACGAUGCGCAGCCGUGGCACAAGGCCCCCCUGCUCGACGACGCCGACCGGGACUACCUAAACAAGAAGCGCGUGUUUGACCUGCCCCCGAAGCCCUGCAUCAUCACCUUCCUCGCCAGCUACUUUGCCACGCAAGACCCGUACUCGCCCGUCAUCGACAAGGCCGGCUUCGUGCGCGACUUCGAGGCCGGCACCGGCUCGCUCUUCCUUCUCUACGCGAUCCUCGCGGCGACCAGCAUCUACGUGCCCCGCGGGACCAUCAGCGCGUGCGGCUUCGCGGAUGCGGCCGAGGCGCAGGCCACGUUCGCCGCGAGGGCGACGGCGAUCCACGACGUGCAGGUGGAGAGCGACGCGCUGGCCUUUUUGCAGGGGUCGCUGCUGAUGACCAAGGUGCUGCCGGAGCAGGCGGUGGACAAGGACUUUAAUUACUGGUUCUACAAUGCCCUGCGCCUGGCGACCAAGCUUCAACUGUACAGCCAGGCGGAUGGCAAUGCUGGGCUGUACUCGAGGAUAGCCUGGGUUCUUUAUGGCCGCCAUGUGUUUCACCUCAUCUCGGAAUUCCGUAACGCGGCAUACCUGCAUGGCCUGCCUGUCAUGGAGGCCCCCAAGAUGAGUGACUGGCCCGCGGAAAAGAUCCCGCGAGAGUAUCAAGAGGUUGUGCCUCCCACCGCCGCCGCGGACAAGGCCUUGUUCCUCGCCACUUGCAAGCUCAGUGCCAUCUUCGGCGAGAUGCUGUCAAGCAUCGUCCAGGAACCGCGCGUUGACCUCGCGCAGCUGAUACGACCACUCGACCUCUGGCGCACCUCGCUCGCCGCGCAGCUGCAGCUCGGCCACCAGUCGCCAACCACGAGCAUCCACCACCUCGACCUGCUCGGCACCAGCUACCGCUACGAGGCGACCCUGUGCCGGCUGAUCCAGCGGCAGCUCCGGUCCGUCGACCCGCCGCGGAGCGGCGCGGCCAAGGCGCGACUCCGCUCCGCCAUGCUGGAGCUCGACGGCAUCACGGGCCGGCUCCUGGUCAACGGCAUGAUGGAAAAGGUCACCAUAUCACUGAUGACGACCGUGCCGGCCCUGCUCGCGCUGCACCUGGAGGCGGCCCUGGAUCCGGAGGAGUCGGCGCUGGUGCGCUCCAUGGCGCGCAUCUCCAUCACCAGGGCCAUGCUGGCGCUGGACCUGCUGCGGGAGGUGCCGGCGAUCAAGAAGGCGAUUCCGCUCUUCGAGCUGAUCCUCUCGCGCAAGGGACUCUACGACCGGCCGACCGCGGGACCGCGGCUGGAGUCGCCCAGCGGCGGAGACGGCGUGACGCAGCGGUCGCCGGCGGCGGAGCUGCAGGACGCGCCGGCGGGAGAGUCGUUUGAUCUCUUCCUUCAGGAGUUUCUGGAGGACGACGGUCUCGGGAAAUGGGACUUUGGACAGGUGGACUUUUCCCGCCUCGUCUAA
Molecule: messenger RNA, 1932 nt
Organism: Cordyceps fumosorosea ARSEF 2679
Lineage: Eukaryota; Fungi; Ascomycota; Sordariomycetes; Hypocreales; Cordycipitaceae
Product: Fungal transcriptional regulatory protein
Exons: 8
Coding region: 1-1932 (643 amino acids)
Biological process (GO): regulation of DNA-templated transcription
Molecular function (GO): zinc ion binding; DNA-binding transcription factor activity, RNA polymerase II-specific
Source: RefSeq, a predicted model, not a curated record